AUGGCAGGAAGCGAGAUUCAAGACCCGUUUAACCUUACUUUUCAGACGAGUUCUAUACACUCUGGAUCGAUAUCGUUUGGGAGAUUCGAGAAGGAAGGAUUGUCAUGGGAGAAGAGAUCAUCGUUCUCUCACAAUAGGUAUCUUGAAGAAGUAGACAAGUGCUCUAAACCUGGCUCUGUCACUGAGAUGAAAGCACAUUUCGAGGCUCAUUUCAAGAAGAAAGGUAUCCGGUUUCCGGAUUCUCUUGAGUCUCAUCAGACUUGGGGAGUUCGUCAACCAGAUGAUGAUGCUGUUGAUGCAACUGAAAGUUUCGAGGAUUAUCGAUCUGAUGAUGAGAGUUUCUCUGAUAACACUAGUCAAUCAGACAGCCAUGAACAAGAGAAAUAUGAGGACAGUGAUCGUUGUGGUGUGAGCUAUGAUGAGAUUGUUGUGAAUUCUGAUGAUGUCAUUGAGCUUGAUGAAGAAGGAGGGACGGCUCUUGAUGUUACUUUAGACAAUGAUGAAGUUUCAGAGAUUCCUAAGGAGGAUCAUCCUGAGAUGCCACUAGAGAUUGAGGUUCGAGAUGGAGAUGAAGAAACAGAGUCAAGACUUGAUCAAGAAGUUUUCAAGAAGGCAUCUGAUGUUACUGAAAGACCUCCCACCACCUCCUCUGAUUCUGGAGCUAAGCCUCUGGAAAGCAUUUCUCAUGUUGUGAGUGUGAGUAAAGCUUUUAUAAAGAGUCAUGAUGUAACUCCAAAAGCUGCUUCUAGGAGGACAAAUGGUUCUUCUUUAAGUUCUAAAACCAAUGUAGAUGCCAAGAGCCAAAAGGAUCUGAGACCGAAGAAAACCGUUGAAUCUCAACCUCCAACAUCGAAGAAAACCGAGACUCCAACAAACAGGUGCAACAGUAGUACCUAUUCUUCUAAGUUAGAGAUGAGUGCAAGUGCUUCUGGUUUCCGUUUUAAAAGUAGUGAACGAGCUGAGAAGAGAAAAGAGUACUAUACGAAACUGGAAGAGAAAAUACAUGCUAAAAAAACAGAGACGAACCAGGUUCAGGCCAAAACUCAGCAAAAGGUGGAAACUGAGAUGAAGCAAUUCAGGAAAAGCCUCAAUUUUAAGGCAAAACCAAUGCCUUCUUUCUACAAAACCGGUGCUAAACCGGUUUCUCAUAGCAAGAAUGAGACAUCUAAAGUGGCACCAUCAAGACCACAUACGGCCUCAGGCUCAGUUACGAACAGAGCGGUCACAAGAGUUGGUUAUAAACACGGCUUUGAAGAAAGUAAAACGGUGAAGGUAGUGGUUGGUACUAGAAAACAGAGUGCGGUUAAAUAUUUGGAUAUGCCAAAAGGUAAUCUUUCGGCGGUUGAAACAAAACAAAAGAUUGGUACUAGAAAGAGCGGCAACUAA
Molecule: messenger RNA, 1386 nt
Organism: Microthlaspi erraticum
Lineage: Eukaryota; Viridiplantae; Streptophyta; Magnoliopsida; Brassicales; Brassicaceae
Source: the annotation of a GenBank genome assembly